Molecule: messenger RNA, 120 nt
Organism: Mesitornis unicolor (brown roatelo)
Lineage: Eukaryota; Metazoa; Chordata; Aves; Mesitornithiformes; Mesitornithidae
Gene: SLC50A1
Product: solute carrier family 50 (sugar efflux transporter), member 1
Exons: 1
Cellular component (GO): membrane
Source: RefSeq, a predicted model, not a curated record
GCCAAGGUGGUGCGGAGCCGCUCCUCGCGCUGCCUCUCCUUCCCCCUCACCGUCACCACCUUCCUGGCCUCCACCAGCUGGACCCUGUACGGGCUGCAGCUGCGCGACCCCUUCAUCACG